Molecule: messenger RNA, 621 nt
Organism: Drosophila gunungcola (fruit fly)
Lineage: Eukaryota; Metazoa; Arthropoda; Insecta; Diptera; Drosophilidae
Product: lipopolysaccharide-induced tumor necrosis factor-alpha factor homolog
Exons: 2
Coding region: 107-496 (129 amino acids)
Molecular function (GO): zinc ion binding
Source: RefSeq, a predicted model, not a curated record
UUCAGUUCGGUCUUUAGUGCAACGCCAGGCAGCAAAGCGAUCGGUUUAGUUCGCUCUUAAAUCGCUCAGGAAUCUAGAGAAUCCAGUAAAUAAUAAAUUCAGUAACAUGGACAGCAAACAGCCUCCGCCGUACAGUGAGCAGGCCGGAUUCACGCCAGCACAGACCUAUCAGCCCGGUGGCCCCACCCAGCCUCCAAUGUACCCACCGAUGCCACAGCCGCAGCAGCCUUCCACGGUGAUCAUCCAGACCACGACGACCUCCAACCUGGUGCCCAUCGGCUCCGAGCCCACCCGCAUCUGCUGCCCCUCCUGCCACGCCGAAGUCGUGACCACCGUGAAGAGCACUCCCUCCAGCAGGACGCACUGCUGGGCCCUCGUCAUGUGCCUGCUCAUCUGCUGGCCAUGCGUCUGUCUUCCCUAUUGCAUGGACUCGUGCCAGAAUGCCAACCACUACUGUCCCAACUGCAGUGCCUACAUCGGCACCUACGAGAACUAACGUCUAUUCAUGCACACAACUAUCUAUAGAGAACCCUAAAAAUUAGCGUCAUAUUUCAGCGAAAUUUAACUGUAAAUAUACUUGUACGACAGUCACACAUUAAACAUGAGAUUCAAAUAGGAAAA